Messenger RNA from Bipolaris oryzae ATCC 44560, 1893 nucleotides. RefSeq lists its product as uncharacterized. Gene Ontology annotation, molecular function: actin binding. NCBI's taxonomy places the organism in Eukaryota, Fungi, Ascomycota, Dothideomycetes, Pleosporales, Pleosporaceae. The transcript has 3 exons. The record is from RefSeq and is a predicted model, not a curated record. Bases 1 to 1893 code for a protein of 630 amino acids.
AUGCCGUCCAUUCUGUCCGAUGAGGACAAGCAAAUGGUCAAGCGCACCGUCCCUAAGUCUGGCAACAAGAUCCACGCCGUCGCCGUCGCCAAGCUGUAUAUCGCCUACCCCGACCGGCACCGAUGGACCUAUACGGGCCUGCAGGGUGCCGUCGUGCUGGCCAACGACCUGGUCGGCAAUACCUUCUGGCUCAAGAUGGUCGACAUAUCGCCCCAAACCAGAGGCGUCAUUUGGGACCAGGAGAUCUACGACCCCUUCUCCUACAACCAGGACCGCGUCUUCUUCCACACCUUUGAACUCGAGGACUGCCUGGCCGGCCUGUCCUUUGCCGACGAGAAGGAGGCCCGGACAUUCAAGAAGAAGCUCGACGACCGCGAGAAGAACGCCCACAAGAACACAAAGAGCAAGCCCUUUAGCGCGACCGUGGGCAGUAGUAUAACUUCAACAAACGGAAAGAGCGGUGGCCAUGGCCACGGUCUUUUGGGCGGUAUCUUUGGACACCGAAAUUCCUCCCACGCAGCUCCGCCCGCACAUUCCAUCAUUCCGCCCUCUGUCACCUCGCCCGUGCAAAGCAGCCAUUCCAACGCAACCAGCGCACGAAGCUCCGCGAUCGAUACGACAGACCCCUCAUGGCAGCCCUUGCUCAAGGAACUGUUGGCCAUGGGCAUCACAGAGGACCAGAUUGAAGAGAAUGCCGACUUCAUCAAACUGUAUAUUGAGCAGAGGAAGUCGGAAGAAAAGCUCAAAGACGAAAACCAGCGCCGAUCCAGGGCUCCUCCUCCGCCACCUCCGCCGGGUGCGCCCCUCAGUCCCCAGCACACAGGCGGCACAACCACAUCGAAACGCGGACCUCCGCCACAGCCCCCGCCAGCCAGACGCACGCGACACGAUGCAUCUGCCAACCGAACCUCGUCGCAAAGCCCAGCGCCGCACUCGCCAACUCGAGAAGCUACACCUCCCCCAGGACCACCUAAGCCAGUCUUCAGAGCGCCUCCGCCAAUUGCAGAAGCAGGCAAAUUUGCAAACCAGGCUCCUGCACCACCAAACCGAGCGCGAGCCUCGUCCAAUGCAGCGAACCCAGGACCUCCUCCACCGCCUCGGCCGCCAAAGACGCCCGUGCCCGACGAGGAGAGAUCAGGUGGAGCCAAGUUUGGCGUGCCUCCGCCUUUCACAGGCAAUCGCGUACCUUCAGGGCCACCACCACCUCCUCCAAGCCGAGGACCAGUACCACCACCUCCCCCAGCGAGAGAUAUUCCGUCAGCACCUCCGCCACCGCUCCCUCCAAAGACCUCAGCUGCACCAACUCCACCGCCGAUUCAUAACAUACCGCCUCCUCCGCCGCUACCACCGUCCGCUUCGCGUCCUGCACCUCCUCCGCCGUCAGGAGCAGCACCAGUUCCACCUCCGCUACCACCGACGUCCAAUGUUGCGCCUCCGCCUCCGCCGCCGCCGCCGCCCAUGCCAGGACGGUCGAUUCCACCCCCUCCACCAAUGCCCAGCGGUGGUGCACCGCCACCUCCGCCUAUGCCCAACAGCGGCGCACCACCGCCACCUCCAUUGCCCCCAAUGGGCGGACCCCCAGCACCACCGCCUCCUCCACCACCAGGCCCUGCACCACCAGGCGGUGCAUCUUUACCCAAGGUCCCAGCUGGCAGGGAUGGCUUAUUAGCAGAUAUUCGUGGAGGAGCAAGAUUGAAGAAGGUUUCGGAUUCAGAGAAGAAGGAUCGCAGUGGGGCAGCAGUGCCUGGGAAAGAGCCUCCAGGUGGUUCAGGAGGCGGCUCUGGCCCAGGUGGCGGAGAGGCUGGUCUAGCCAAUGCAUUGGCUAGUGCACUUGCGGCACGGAAGUCGAAAGUUAGUCACAGUGACGAUGAGUCGGACAAGGACGACUGGUAA